AUGGGUUGCUGUGCAACAAAUAAUAAUUAUAGUUAAUAAUUACACCUUAUCAGAUAUUAAACUUUUACAGAGUUCGACAUGUGUUAUCCAUAAGUUUUAUUGGAAUAAUUUAAUAAAUAACUUGAUGAGUUAAUAAUCAUAUAAGAGGAGAUGAACAAAUUUAUCACAACUUCCGAUUUUAGUGAGGAGGAUUUUUUAAUUACUUGCAGGAAUUUUUUUGAUAGGUAUUUUUGUUUGUUAAAGACAUAUCACUCUUAGAAGACAAUAGAGGAUUCUAUAAUAAUUGAACAAUUAGGAAAAAUGCGUGAAUUUAUCUCUAAUGUACAAAAUGAGAUAAAGUCAGCAGAUGUUGAUUUUGAAAAAUGGGAAUAAGAAUUUUUGGUUAAUAUAAAUUGUCUUGAACAAGAAUCAGGAGAAUUGGGUGAAUUUUAUAUUAUAGCAAAGAGCGAGCAAAAUUUAAUAAAAAUAAUUACCGUUUUGGGUAAAUUUGAUGAUAAAAUUUUAAACUUUCAUUAGGCAUGGCUCUAAGAUUAAAUAUCAUAAUUACGUGAAAGAUUAUUUCGACAAAGUGAAUAAGUUUUAUUGAAUUACUCUAAUUAUUUAAUAAAUUAUCUGAAAACAGGAAAUGAUAAAAAUCUUUAUAAAAACUUACAGGAAUUAUCUAAGCUAAGUGAAGUAAAGGCAAUUGAAUAAUUAGGAUAUAGAUUAGCAUAAUAAUUGUUGCAUUUAAGAGAAAACGAAUAGGAUAUAUUGUUCAAAUCAGAAUUUUUAGAUAUUGCAUAUAAUUUACAACAAAGUUUUACCUAGAAUUACGACAAAUACAUAAUAUAACCUGUAAUCGAAUAGAUGGACGAUUUUUUGAUUUAAGAAGAGAUUUAAUUGUCAUCAUUGACUAUAUUAUUGGAAGCAUUUGGAUUAGCUAAGAUGGAGAUAUUUGACCAAGAAUUUUAUUGUUUUCACAUUCAUAAAGCUGAAGCAAGUAUAAAAAAUAUGAAAGAAAUGUCAUAAACCUUCGAAUAAACAUUUACAAAAUACUAAUUGCAAUUUAUAACGAAGUAAAAAUAAAAUCUAUAACAUGCUCUACAAAUUUUUGAACCUUUUUAUUAAUUAUCAAUGAAAAAAAUAUCAUUAAAAAUAGCAGAAUAAAUUAAUUAAUAUUUUUCAAGGCUUGAAUGCAUUACGCUAAUAUUGAAUGCUAAAAAGAGGCAAGAGUAAAAACUCUCAGUUUUCAUUUAAAAUUAUGGAUAAAGGUGUUCUCAAGAUUUACUUGAACUUCAAAAGAAUUCCAAUAAAUUUUUAGAUCUCAAGGGUCUCAAAUUGAAUUAAUCGACUGAUUAAGUCACCUAAAUGAUACAAGAAUAUCAGGUGUCUUUUUAAAAAAUGCAAUAACUCUACUUAUGCAAUUUAGGAGCUCACAUUACUAAGGAAGCUGAUGAAAUUUCUUAACUGACUGAAGAUAAACCUAAUGAAUAGAAGAAAAGAAUUGAUUAAUUAAUCUAAAAUAUUGAUAUUGCAAUAUUAAAUGCUAAGACUAUUAUGAUUAAAACAGAGGACACAGACAUGAUUGAAAAAUAAUUGACUAUCGCACUUGAUAAACUUAUUUAUAAUAAAGAUUCAAAGAAGAGAGCUUCUUAAUUAAGCGAUUAUGCAUUAAAACAAAAACAAUAGAGAAAAUCAACAACUGUUAUUAAUUCACCUCAUUAAGAAACAAAUAAUAGCAAAUAAAUUAGAUAAAGCACUCCUAAAGGUGUCAUUGUAACAACUUCUAAUAACAAUUAAGAACUUGAACCAUGGGCUAAAUUAAAAAGAAUUCCAUUAAAAAUAAUCAGUUAAUGUGGUAAGUGUGAUAGCUAUGCUCCAUAUUAGGUAAAACAUGAAUUGUGUUAGACUGAUUAUUUUUUGGAUAUGAAUGGUUUUGUUAGAUGUUCGAAGAGACUAAUUUCAUCUCCAAAGGAGAAGUCCUGCAAGCUCAAACACAUUACUGAGCAAUUAUUUGUUUGUCCAUAUUGCAAGACAAAAUUUCAAUUAAAUUAGUUUCACAAGUUCAUUUAAGCAAUAAUAAAGGGCUUAGAUUAUGGCAACUUGCCGUUUGAAUCUAAGGAUAUCUUAUUAUUUUUUAGAAGAGUUUAUGAGGACUUUUCAAAAAUAUAUUAUAAUUACUAGGUUCAUCAACAGAAGCCAAGCCCAGAUUCUCAUCAAUGA
Paramecium octaurelia is the source of this 2202-nucleotide messenger RNA. The record is from the annotation of a GenBank genome assembly. NCBI's taxonomy places the organism in Eukaryota, Ciliophora, Oligohymenophorea, Peniculida, Parameciidae.